CUGAGCGAGAGACGCAGAACGUCAGUUUGUUGCACUGCCGCCUCCCGUUUCACCAGCCGAAAUCCCAACCGCUAAUCCCCCGAUCCGCAACAGAACCGCUUUCCUUGCCGGUAGCCACUCUCCGUUCCACUCGUGUCGGUCAGAACUAAUUAAUCCAUCAUGGAGGAAAAUGAAAUUGAACGGACUCCAUCUGGCAAAAAGUUACAAGGCAGGACCCUUGUUAUGACAAUCUGUGCCGCAGGUAUUGGGGGGACCUUCCAGUACGGCUACAGCAUUUCCGUCAUCAAUGCACCGACUAUGUACAUUCAGACAUUUAUCAAUGAAACGUGGCUGGAGCGCACAGGCACGCCUCUGGAGAGUCACCUGAUCACCCUGCUUUGGUCCAUCAUCGUGUCAGUGUACCCGCUGGGGGGCCUGAUCGGCGCCUUGAUCGCAGGACCGUUGGCAGUCCAAUUCGGAAGAAAGACAUCGCUGUUACUGAACAACCUGUUUGUCAUUCUCUCUGCGGUGUUGGUGUUGGCAAGCAGAGCUUGCCGCUCAUUUGAAAUGAUUAUACUGUCGCGAGUAUUUGCUGGAGUCAAUGCUGGUCUCAGCAUGAAUGUCCAGCCCAUGUACCUGGGAGAAAGCGCUCCGAAAAAACUGCGAGGAGCCGUUUCCAUGAGCUCUGCAUCCUUCACAGCUUUGGGGAUCGUUCUGGGACAGGUCAUCGGUCUCAGGGAGAUCCUAGGAAGUGAAUGGUGCUGGCCACUCCUGCUGGCUAGCAAUGCCAUCCCUGGCCUGGUCCAGCUGGUCACCCUGCCCUGGCUCCCAGAGAGCCCACGGUACCUCCUCAUUGACAAGAACAACAAGGAAGCCUGUCUGAAGGCGCUGAGGAGGCUGCGAGGCAGUCUGGACCUGAGCGCUGAGAUGGAUGAGAUGCUGGAGGAGCAGGCUGCUGUAAAAGGGGAGAGAUCCAAGAGGCCAUGGGAGCUGUUUCAGGACCGGUCUGUACGAUGGCAGCUGAUCACAGUGGUGGUGCUUAGCAGCGCCAUGCAGCUCUGUGGGAAUGAUUCUAUGUACUUCUAUGCAUCCUACGUGUUUCAGGAAGCAGGAAUUCCUUAUGAUAAAAUUCAGUACGUUGUCAUUGGUACAGGGAGCUGUGAGCUCAUAACAUCUAUAACAUGUUCCCUGUUUAUUGAGAGGCUGGGCAGGAGAAUCCUCAUCCUGGGCGGCUACAUGCUGAUGGCACUGUGGGCUGUUGUCUUCAUGGUGGCUCUCUCACUCCAGGAGAAGAUCAGUUGGAUGCCUUACAUGAGCAUGGGGUGUAUGUUUGCCUAUAUCCUCAGUUUUGGAAUUGGACCAGCCGGAGUUACUGGAAUUUUACCCACUGAGAUCUUCGACCAGAACAGCCGUCCUGCUGCGUACAUGAUCAGCGGCUCUCUCAUGUGGUCCAUGCUGUUUCUUGUUGGGAUGCUCUUCCCUUUUAUUGUGGGCGGACUGGGCGUGUUCUGUUACGUGCCAUUCUGCACGGUCUGCGUUCUGUCCUCCGUCUUCAUCGCGUUCUUCCUGCCCGAGACCAAGGGCAAGUCUUUACUGGAAAUCAGUGCAGAGUUCGACAAGCGCAACUCCAAAGGAAUGGAGCCGCGGAAGGCCCAGUAUCAGCUGGGCGAAGUCUCCAGAUCCACUGCGCUCUGUGUUGAACCCCUUGAAUCAGAAGGAAAUCAGGGCCACGCUGCUGGACUGGCACCUUGAGUGCCAGAGCAUCAGCUGAAGAUCAUUUCUUUUAUGGCAGCAGCAUUGAUGUCAUGUACACCACAAAGUAAAUGGUUGGAUAUUUACCUCGUUCCUGGUUCUUAGCAGUGAACUAUCUGAUCACAUGAAACAUUUGCACUAGAGACUGUUUAAGUGUUAUUAGAUUUUAUAUUCUUUGAACAAUAUUCAUGGUGUUUGCUGAAUAUAUUGUUGACCCCUUGUUAGAAUGGAAUGCCUGCAUAUGUGAUCAAUGCAAUAUAAGAAGCCACCAAGAAUGGUUAUUAUUCUAUGAAUCCGCUGGCAGCUGUUUCUCUGGAGGUUCAUUAUAACAAACUGUAAAGAUGAGAUAUGAUGGGCAGAGGAACUCUGCCUAAACGUGUCUGCACAGUUUUUACUCUAAAAUGUAACUAUCACUGACACUGUUAUCUGCUCCGUUACUGAAUCGUAUUUUGUCAUAUACUUGCUAGAACCGAAGUCAUUGUAUUUAUCUUGCUCUUAAUUGUAUUGAUACUUGUACUGUGAUUCUUGAAAUGUAUUUUUGUUUACGACUGUAAGUGGCCCUGGACAAGGGCGUCUGCUAAGAAAUAAAAUAAUAAUAAUAAUAAUAAUAAUAAUAAUAAUAAUAAACUGCCCCUUAUUUAGCUAUUGUACAUUAUAAGAAAUAUACAGCAGUUGUAUUUUUGUUAGUUGUUGUUUCUGCACUUCAAAUGCUUGAUAAUGUAACCAACAUAUGAUUGAAAAUAAAAACUG
Acipenser ruthenus (sterlet) is the source of this 2481-nucleotide messenger RNA. RefSeq names its product solute carrier family 2 member 11a (gene slc2a11a). The transcript has 14 exons. NCBI's taxonomy places the organism in Eukaryota, Metazoa, Chordata, Actinopteri, Acipenseriformes, Acipenseridae. The coding region runs from base 160 to 1731 and encodes 523 amino acids. Gene Ontology annotation, molecular function: hexose transmembrane transporter activity. The record is from RefSeq and is a predicted model, not a curated record. Gene Ontology annotation, cellular component: membrane. Gene Ontology annotation, biological process: monosaccharide transmembrane transport.